Molecule: messenger RNA, 792 nt
Organism: Quercus lobata
Lineage: Eukaryota; Viridiplantae; Streptophyta; Magnoliopsida; Fagales; Fagaceae
Exons: 1
Coding region: 1-792 (263 amino acids)
Source: RefSeq, a predicted model, not a curated record
AUGUGGUUUUCCAAAUUUUCUGCUGCUUUAAUUGGUUUUGGCUUUGUUCAAUCCAAGGCAGAUUACUCCUUAUUCACCAGACAACAAGGUGAGUCUUUCUUUGUGCUGUUAGUUUAUGUUAAUGAUGUCCUAAUUGCAAGCAAUGACAAGAAGCAGGUUAAGGAAUUUAAGGUCUUGUUAGAUCAGAAAUUUAAGUUGAAGGAUUUAGGGGAAUUAAAAUACUUUCUUGGUUUUGAGGUGGCUAAAACAGCAAAGGGAAUUUCCUUGUGUCAAAGGAAAUAUGCUCUAGAAAUAUUAAAGGAUGUUGGUUUACUUGGAUGUAAGCUUGCUAAAGUCCCUAUGGAUCAUACCUUGAAACUCAGCAAGUAUGAGGGUGAGUUGCUUGAUGAUCCAAGUCAGUAUAGAAAGCUUGUAGGCAGGUUCCUUUACUUGACCAUCAUAAGACUUGACAUCACUUUUGUAGUGCACAGAUUGAGCCAAUUUAUAGCAAAGCCAAGGAAGACUUAUUAUGCAGCUGCUCUAAAGGUCUUGCAUUACCUAAAGAAUGAACCAAGGAAAGGAGUUUUCUUCUCUGCAAGUUCAGCACUUCAUGUCAAAGGGUUCAGUGAUUUAGAUUGGACAUCUUGUCUAGAUACAAGGAGGUCAAUAACAGGGUAUUGCAUCUUUAUUGGGGAUUCAUUAGUCUCUUGGAAGUCAAAGAAGCAAUCCACUAUAUCAAGAUCUUUAGCUGAGGCGGAAUAUAGGCUAUGGCUAUGUCAACAUGUGAAAUUGUGUGGAUUCUUUACUUGUUAA